AUGAAAUUCACAUACGUUCUUGCUGGGUGGGAAGGCACUGCAUCUGAUUCAAGAAUUUUAAAAAAUGCUCUCGAUCGAGAUGAUCCAUUGGUUAUCCCGCAAGGAAAAUACUACCUCGGUGAUGCAGGAUUCAUGUUGAAAAUCACAAUUUUGACUCCGUAUAGAGGCGUAAGAUAUCACCUCAAAGAAUAUACACGCAGAGGACCCCAAAAUGCAAGGGAGUUGUUUAAUCACCGGCAUUCAUCUCUGCGAAAUGUUAUCGAAAGAACUUUUGGUGUUUUGAAAAAACGAUUCCCUAUCAUUGCAAGUGGCACUGAACCACACUAUGGGUUGGAGACAAUGACAGACAUCAUACUAGCUUGUUGUAUAUUACACAACUUCCUUCGUGGUGUGGAUAACGAUGAGUCAUUACUUCAUGAAGUUGAUAACGAGUUGAAUGAAAUGGAAGACCAUCAUGUUUCAUCAUCUCAAGAUAGAGAAGAGGACCAUAGGAUUGGUAGUAAUAUUAGGGAUUCUAUAGCCGACCAUAUGUGGCGAGAUUAUCAAAACUCGUAG
Vigna angularis (adzuki bean) is the source of this 555-nucleotide messenger RNA. RefSeq lists its product as uncharacterized. The transcript is spliced from 2 exons. The record is from RefSeq and is a predicted model, not a curated record. The coding region runs from base 1 to 555 and encodes 184 amino acids. Lineage: Eukaryota; Viridiplantae; Streptophyta; Magnoliopsida; Fabales; Fabaceae.